AUGUCAUUGGCACCUAUCAUAUCAAACAAUGCUACAAAUGGAACAUCUACUCAGAUAGAUUUUGAUAAUCUAUACCCGGCUAUUCUACAAUGUUUUGUGAUUAUUUUAUUUGGUUACAUUGCUGGAAGAGUUGGCGUCAUCACCAGUUCACAAGGGAAAGGGAUCGGGGCAUUUGUCUCCAAAUUCUGCCUGCCAGCUCUGUUAUUCCAAAACAUGUGUCAACUAAAGUUUUCUGAAGUAAACUGGUAUUUUUUGGGAAGUAUUGUGAUUGCCAAAACCUGUGUGUUCAUUAUCGUAGCAGUGAUUACGUUGGUGGUGAAACGACCUCUAAAUUUAGGAUGUGCUGGACUCUAUGCCAUAUUCUGUACUCAAAGUAAUGAUUUUGCUUUGGGCUACCCUAUUUUACAAGCACUAUAUUCAGAAACAAACCCCAGUUAUCUACAGUAUAUCUAUCUCAUAGCACCCAUAUCACUUGUGUUCUUAAAUCCUAUUGGUUUUACAUUGAUGGAAAUCCACAACAAUCAGCACAACCAUAAACAUUCUAAUAAAGUAGUUAUUUUUCAUGUGUUCAAAGGAGUUGUCACCAAUCCUAUUGUAUUUAUGACAGCUAUUGGAAUUAUAGGAAAUGUUGUCUUUAAACAAAAAGUGCCAUAUAUUAUAGAUGAUAUUUUACAAGUAUUAGGAAAUGCAUUUAGUGCCAGCGCUUUGUUUUAUUUAGGAUUAAAUCUAGUGGGGAAAUUAAAAGGACAACUAGGUAUUGCUAUGGUUGUACCUAUCCUUUUAAUUGCUGCCAAGUCGAUAUUACUACCUUUAUUAACAUGGGAAGUUAUUGGCUGGUUAGAAACUAGUCAGAGUCUCAAUGAAAGUUCUUCAUUAGGAAUGUAUGGGUUUUUAUAUGGUACUUUUCCUACAGCCCCUUCAGUCUUCCUUUAUGCUAGUCAAUAUAAUGUUGCUCAGGAUUUGAUUGCCACCAGUAUGGUGGCAGGUACUUUUGUAUCGGCUCCUUUGAUGUUUGUAUCUGCUAAAAUGAUGACAGUUGUUGUUGAAAGUGAAUUAGAUUACAAAUCUCUAUUAUUAGAUACUUCAUUUGAUACAAGCAUACUGAGUAUUGUUUGUUGUUUAUGGGUAUUUGGCGUACUAUUUGCUAGUGGUCGAUGGAGAAGAAUUCCUCAUAGAUUUUUAUUCUGUCUCAUUAUAAUGCAGUUGUUAUCCAGUAUUGGUAUGGUUGUCUAUAGUAAAAAUCAUACUUCACUAGAAUGGCAGAACUAUGUUCAGUUUAUUUUGUUACUAUUGGGAGUGUUUGGUGUAAGAUGUUUUACUGGAGUUAUUGCUGUUGUUUUAUGUUUGUUACAUAUAAGAAGUUUGUGUUAUGUAUUAAGAGUACAAAUUUGGUUGUUUAUUUAUGGCUUUGGAUUUCCAUUGAUUUUAACUGGAUUGUUGUUUUUGAUUGGUAGAAAAGAUUUAAGUAAUGAGAUAGAUCCCUCAUUUCACUAUGGUUUCCAUCAGACUUUAUUGUCGGUGGUUGUGUUGUCAGUUAAUGUUGUCAUAGUGAUUAUAGCAUUGACUAUUAAGCAACGAAAUGACCGACUGACUGUUUCCUCAGCCCACUUGUCUUUAUCCAAAGACAAUGGUCAUGAAGAAGAAGGGGGAAAUAACUCUGGGGAAAAAUCAAGUAAAGUGAAAGAGAACAUGAAAACCAGCCCAGAUUCUGACAAGAGAGCAGGUUCAGUACAGAAAUCUUAUCAGUCAUGUAACAGCAGCACAAGUGUCCCAAAAGAACAUCCUUUGUUCGAUACCCUAAAUGAACGGACAUGUUUACUACAGGAUUGUGGUCCCACACAGCGAAGACAAUGCAUCAGUAAACUGAGAAAAUACAUGGUCAAUUCAGCUGCAUUAUCUGAUGAUCCUCAGAUUGAAGCCCCUGCUCUGUCUCAUGAAGCUGAGUUAAAUGAAUAUCAGUCUUCACAACAUUUAAUAUUGAUAUUAUUGUUACUGCUUUCAAUGUUAGUGGGUUUAUUUUUAUGUGUGUGGAAAUUAUUCAAUACAAAAGCCACUGGUAUUUAUGUUGAAAUAGAGUUUUUAGAUGGUGUGUUUAAUUAUGGACAGGGUUUCUUGAUAUUUACUGUCUUUGGUUUUGAUACAAAAUUGAUAUUUUCUAGAAUCAUGAGAAGAUUGCGAAGAUGUAUUUAUGGUGUUGAAAUUGUACAUUUACCUAAAAAAUCAGAUUUAGAUGAAGAAACUGUUAAUAUUUGUCAACAAUUUGAAGAAUAUCACAAAAAACAAUGUAGUGAAGCUAUUCUUAAAAAUUUAAGAUAUAGAUUAAGGACAUAUAGAGAUGUGUUUACUGGUACAGAUCUAUGUGACUGGUUGAUUCAAGUUGGUCUGGCUCAUACUCGACAUGAGGCUUUAGAAUAUGGCCGUCAUCUUAUAAUGGGGCGUAUUUUAGCUCAUGUAACUGGAGAACAUUUCUUCCAUGAUCAACCGUAUUUCUAUAGGUUUAUAUCAACAGAAGAUGACAAUACUCAGUGCUAA
Lottia gigantea (owl limpet) is the source of this 2532-nucleotide messenger RNA. RefSeq lists its product as hypothetical. The transcript has 14 exons. Bases 1 to 2532 code for a protein of 843 amino acids. Gene Ontology annotation, cellular component: membrane. Lineage: Eukaryota; Metazoa; Mollusca; Gastropoda; Lottiidae. Gene Ontology annotation, biological process: transmembrane transport; intracellular signal transduction. The record is from RefSeq and is a predicted model, not a curated record.